Molecule: messenger RNA, 1503 nt
Organism: Limanda limanda (common dab)
Lineage: Eukaryota; Metazoa; Chordata; Actinopteri; Pleuronectiformes; Pleuronectidae
Gene: pax3b
Product: paired box 3b
Exons: 9
Coding region: 1-1503 (500 amino acids)
Biological process (GO): regulation of transcription by RNA polymerase II; anatomical structure development
Molecular function (GO): DNA-binding transcription factor activity, RNA polymerase II-specific; RNA polymerase II cis-regulatory region sequence-specific DNA binding
Source: RefSeq, a predicted model, not a curated record
AUGACUGCGUUGGCGGGGUCAAUAUCCAUGAUGAUGCGACCCACGCUGGCUCAGAACUACCCCCGCAGCGGCUUCCCACUGGAAGUGUCCACCCCACUGGGUCAAGGCCGAGUCAACCAGCUCGGAGGAGUGUUCAUCAAUGGCAGGCCUCUGCCCAACCACAUCCGACAUAAGAUCGUGGAGAUGGCCCACCACGGCAUCAGGCCGUGCGUCAUCUCCCGGCAGCUCCGGGUCUCCCACGGCUGCGUGUCCAAGAUCCUGUGUCGGUACCAGGAGACGGGCUCCAUCAGACCCGGGGCCAUAGGAGGCAGCAAACCCAAGCAGGGAACAACACCGGACGUGGACAAGAGAAUCGAAGAUUACAAGCGGGAAAACCCGGGUAUGUUUAGCUGGGAGAUUCGGGAUAAAUUACUGAAGGAUGGGAUAUGUGACCGCAACAACGUGCCUUCAGUGAGCUCAAUCAGUCGCAUCAUGCGGAGUAAGUUUGGGGUUAAAGGCGAUGAGGAGGAGGAUGAGGAUGAGAUCGAGAGGAAGGAGUUGGAGGACCACGACCGCAGGGCCAAACACAGCAUUGAAGGCAUCCUGGGAGACAGAUCGAGUCACUCAGACGAGGGUUCGGACGUGGAGUCGGAGCCAGAUCUGCCACUAAAGAGGAAGCAGCGGCGCAGUCGGACCACCUUCACCGCGGAGCAGCUGGAGGAGCUGGAGAGGGCCUUCGAGAGGACACACUACCCCGACAUCUACACCAGGGAGGAGCUCGCCCAGAGGGCCAAACUCACAGAGGCCAGGGUGCAGGUGUGGUUCAGCAACAGGCGGGCAAGAUGGAGGAAGCAGGCAGGAGCCAAUCAACUGAUGGCAUUUAAUCACCUGAUCCCAGGGGGUUUCCCUCCUUCAGCCAUGUCCAGUAUCCCUCCCUACCAGCUCUCUGACAGCCCCUACCCCCCCUCAUCUAUAGCACAAGAGCCACCCAGCACGGUGCAUCGGCCCCAGCCCCUGCCUCCCUCCUCGGGCCACCAGGCCUCUGGACCCGGAGGACAGGGGGACGGAGGCUCUGCUUACUGCCUCUCCUCAGGACGCCACUCCUUCUCAGGCUACUCCGACAGCUUUGUGGGCCCCGGGGGUCCGGCCAAUCCCAUGAACCCCACCUUAGGAAAUGGCCUUUCUCCACAGGUGAGGCUACAUAUGUGUGUGAUUGGUCUGCUGAACCCAGGCGGCGUGCCACAUCAGCCCCAAAGUGACUACGCCAUCUCCCCUCUGACGGGAGGCCUCGAGCCCCCUGCCGGCAUGUCUGCCAGCUGCAGCCAGCGCAUGGACCACAUCAAGGGCCUGGAGGGUCUUACCAGCGUUCCGUCCAUGUCCGCUCUGCCCUCCCUGCCCAGCUCCCAGUCCUACUGCCCCCCCUCCUACAGCUCACCGGGCUACACUGUCGACCACGUCGCGUCCUACCAGUAUGGCCAGUACGGACAAAGUGCCCUUCCUUAUCUGAGGCCUGAGAUCACCUGA